AUGAAACGUAUUAACUGUUCGAACAAUACAUCGUUGGACGACAAUGCAAGUGACAAUGUUUCUAAACGCAAAUGUAUAGAACACAACACGAACAAUAGAAAUUCAGCGAUUAUUGCAGUAAAUAAUGAUGAAUCCCAUUUAACAACAUCGAAUUUUAUCGAUCCUGAAUUACCUCUGGAAGAAAAUUGGAUAAUUAAUACCGAUAAUGAUAACAUUUUUCCUAGAUCCACGAGUGUUAAUGAUAACACAAAUGAUAUAAUAGCUCUUGAAUCGUUUGUGAAUGAACAAUUCGAACAACGAAUGGCUUUUUUCAAAAAUAAUCCAAAUAUAUUGUCAACAACAAAAUCGAAUAAUCAAAUGAAUAACGAUUCGAAUUUGUUUACCACCGGUGCUUUCUUGGAUUUGGAAACAAAAGUUUAUGGUGAGAACUGGACGAUUCCAUUGAAACGUAAAGAAUCAUUAAGUGCAUGUCUUUUAUCUGCUACUAACCUUGCUCUCCUUGGUAUUGCUGAUGAAGAUGAAUGUUGCAAAAAAUUCAUGGAAGUUCUUAUUCCCGAAGCUUUUAGAAAAUUACAUUGUUCACAUCAUAUUAAUAAUUGGUCACAUGAAGUACAACUCAGCAUAUAUGAAAUAACAAUAUUACUAAUCGACUUAAUUGCUGCUCGACUUUCAUAUACACCUGUGCCUAUUCAAUUACUUUCAACAUUGGCUAUACUCUUCGAUUCAAAUUCUGUUUUUCACCAGAAGCAUAAAAAUCAAUCGUUUCAAUAUUGUUUCUCUAAUGAAGAAUUAGAUGAUCGUUUACUAUCGUGUCCUUCAUUUUUGUUGAUCACGUCGAGUGAUACACACGGUUGGCUCUGUCAAAUUAUUAAUCGAUUUGUGGAACAAAAAGGAAUUCAGAAUUUGGCAGAACAAUUUGAAAAUUAUCAAUCAUUCACUGCCUUGGAAUACAAUGCUCUACUAGCUCCAUUUGUUAAUUGUAUAAAUUAUAUUAUGAAAGGAAAGUAUCGAAUGUUAUUCGGUAAAGAUAUUGAUCAAAUAUUUAAUUAUAUCGAAAAUUUAAAAGAACAAGAUUUUCAUAUUGAACUCGCUAAACUUAUUGAAAAUAAUACAUUAAUCCCACAUGAUGUACUCACCGCAUAUAUAAUGGAAAAUUCAAUCCUAUGGAAAGCACUUGAAGGAAAUAUCGCUCAAAUAGAAUAUAUGAAAAAAGUGUGUGUACUAAUAGGUUUUGCUGCACCGCACUUUUUGAAAGAGGAUUUUGAAAAGUUAUGGAAAAUGCAGCAUGGUGAAUUAUCCUUCAUAUUUGCUGAAAUAGUCAAAUUCAAUUCAGAACAGCUGAAUCAUUUAAUUGAUUGUAUCGAUGAAUCGUGGAAAACACAAACGAUGCCUAUGCAUAUGGAGUCUAUCGUAUUGUUAGGUGAAAUUGGUCUUAAAUGUGAAAAACAAUCGACUGCUCGGAUUUUACAAGUUUUAUGGGACGCGACACUUACUAACGGUUUAAGUCCAUCGAUGCUCGACUGUUUCCUUCGUAGUCACUAUCAAAUUCUUAGCGAAGAUCGUUCGGAAUACGACGAAUUCGGACGUGAUUAUAGUGCCAAAUGCAUAGAACUUGUUCAGCGAAAAGAAGUUUGGCACGCACGCUCGGUCAAAUAUCUCAACGAAAUAUUGCGUCUUGAUCCUACAAAUAAUAAAAAUUUUAUUGAAAUCUUAGUUAACAAAUAUAAUAUCAUCAAUGUUCUAAUUGAAAACCUUUCAAAUAUUCAACAAGAUAUGUGGAACAAGACGGAAGGUAGUGUAAUGCCCGACACAUUAGUUGAUGGACAUCUCACAUUCCAAGAAUCGACGAAAAAUCAUCUUGAAAUACUUUCAUCUGUGUUAAAAAGAGGCAAUUCUUCUUUUUUACACAAACAUACCGAAGAACUUUGGGAUAUUUUGAUAACUAAUGAACGAGCUAGCACGUGCGAUCGUGAAUUCGGUUUUAGCUGGUUUAUGGAUUGUGUAGAGCAUUUCAAUCGUCAAACUCAAAUUACUCUCUUUAACGAACGUAUCUCGAAGCUCAAUCCAAUUUAUUAUUGUCCUAAAGGUAAUGCUUGCUACAAACUUUAUUCCGAAAGAUGCAAUGAAUUACGAAAUUUAGUCUCGAAUGCAAGCACAUCAUCGAUGAAACCAAUUAUUAACAGAGAUUUGAAUGCUUUAGUUCACAUUUAUCAAGGUGAUCUAAUAGUCGAACAAAGCGAUGCUAUCGUUGUAUGUUCGUUGUCAACGACUUUGCAUGAAAGUGUUUUGAAAAUCGGUGGAGAUUUGAUGAAGUACUCAUUUGAAACUGAAUACAAAAAUAAUCCAACCGCCCCUAUCAUUUCUAUUGCAGCUAGUGGUCAGCUAGCAGCGAAAACAGUUUACUUUCUUCCAUGGAGACCUAAUAUAGAUAACAUUAAAUGUUGUGAAUCAAUUAGAAAAUUUGUCUCAAAUGCAAUGGAAAAAGCAGCAAGCGAAAACUAUAAUAGUAUUGCAUUUCCCGCUGUCGGUUGCGGUCAAUACGGAUGUUCAAUCAGUUUUGUGGCUUGGACACUUGUUGAUGAAGUUUUUCGUCAACUAGUAAAGUAUCCUCUGUCUGUUUCCUUUGUGAUACUACCAAAUAGAACAGAUAUUUACAACGAGUUCCAAGCACAAAUUAACAUAAUUCAAGAGACCUCAGAAAUAAAAUCUUUAUCAGUAGCCAUUGGAAAAGGAACGGUUGAAGUUGAAAUAGGUGACAUAACAACGCAAAAAGUUGAUGUUAUCAUUGGAAACUCAUCGUCAGAUAUUUUAAAGAAAGAAAUAAUGAAUGCAGCUGGUAACGAUGUUAAAAUAGCGUAUGCAAAAGAAUAUGAAAAUAAUCAAAAAUCGCUCAUACUCUCAAUUCCAUCUGGUAAGCUACCAUGUAAACAGAUAUUUUUUAUCAAAUGGGAUCCAGAUAGAAAUGAAGAUGUUCUUCAACAAUCAAUCGUUGAUUUUAUAUGGAAUAUUAUUCAGAAUGUUAUUUUAUAUAAAUUUACUUCAGUUGCAUUUCCAGCUAUUGGAUGUGGACAGUACCGCUGUCCUACAAAUAUUGUAGUUAAGACGAUGGUUAAAGAAAUUAAACAUCAACUUGCAAUGAGAAGUAUACCAUUAACAGUGAAGUUUGUUAUUCAAUCUAAACAACAAACUAUUUUUAAUCAGUUUUGUAAUCAAAUCUUGUCAUCCCGAGAAGAAUUUGGAACGUCAAUCGAUUAUCAACUACCGUCAACAUGGGAGCAAUCAACGGGAAAUAAAUUACGUUUUGUCGUACCAAGCAAUAGUGCUGAAUAUAAAUCGAUCAUCGCUGAUUUCGAUCAGACAAUGAAUAGAAAAUAUACUGCAAUAAUACAACUCGAACGAAUUCAAAAUGAACGAUGGUAUGCACAAUAUGUAGCACAUAGUAAAGAAUUUCGACAACGGCUUAAUACAGAUACUGAAAAAUGUCUGUACCAUGGUUGUUCUCAACAGGUAGCAGACUCGAUUAUUAAAAACUGUUUUAAUCGAAGUUUUGCUGGAAAACAUGGUACAGUAUAUGGUGUUGGUGUUUAUUUUUCAUCGUAUGCUGAUUAUAGCCAUAGUUUUACUGAUCCAGAUUCGAAUGCAGAACGAUGUAUGUUCAUGGCUCGUGUGCUCAUUGGAAAUACAACUCAAGGAAAUAGUUCAAUAAGGAGUCCACCCGAUGGAUUCGACUCGACAACUAAUGGAAGACAUAUUUUUGUGAUCUAUCAUGAUGCACAAGCUUUUGCCGAAUAUUUAAUCACCUACAAAUAG
Messenger RNA from Adineta steineri, 3810 nucleotides. The record is from the annotation of a GenBank genome assembly. NCBI's taxonomy places the organism in Eukaryota, Metazoa, Rotifera, Eurotatoria, Adinetida, Adinetidae.